UUUGUUUUUAUGUGUGGUUCUCUUUUCUUAUCUCUAUGACCAAUACCAAAUAAUUUCUCCACAUUCCUUCAUUAUAUAUCAGACAAAACAUUAUUCACUCAGGAGAGAGAACUAGAAAGAAACCAUGUCUGAAAUAGAAAAGCAGAAGCCAAAAGAAGAAGCAGAAGAAGAAUCAUCAGCGUCUACUACGACGACAUGGCCGGAUAUAGAGGAAGAAUUCGUGAUACCCGAGGUUUUACAUAGUGAAGGUGUGAAGAAACUGCAUAUGAGCAUUCAAAGUGAGUGGGAUUACCUACAGAAGUCUGCUUGUCAAACAGCUGCAGGAAGAGCUUUGUGGAAACAUGUCAUUCAUGAUCCUCUCGCUCACUUGUUUGCUGGAGAGACACAUUUGAGAAACCUACACACAAAGAUUCAGACUGACCGACUCAACAAUGCUCGAGAGAUUUCCGGUGUGAUUCUAGCCGUUCGAACUCUAUGGUUUGACACAAGGAUUCAAGCUGCUCUGGAUUCUUUCGAAAGUGAUGCAUCUUCGCAGGUUGUGCUACUUGGUGCAGGAAUGGAUGCGAGAUCAUACAGACUAAAUUGCUUGAGCAAAAGUAAUGUAUUUGAAGUGGAUUUUCAAGAUGUCUUGGAAACAAAAACAAGCUUAGUUCAAGCUGCAGUAAAUUCUAAAGAUGAGCUUAGGAUGACAGCGAAAUCACUAGUCAGAGUAGCAAUUGAUAUAAGAGACAGCGAUUGGUUUGAACAGCUUAAGAAAUCGGGUUUUCUGCCAGAUAUAAACACUGUAUGGGUUCUUGAAGGCAUUCUUUAUUACCUGUCUCACACAGAGGCAAUGCAAGUACUGAAGCUCAUAGCUCAGAAGUGUGCAGUAACCAGCACAGUACUCUUGGCGGAUUUCAUGAACAAACCGUCUGCUACACUCCCAAACUCUGUGUUCCACUUUUACAGUGACUGGCCUGACCAGCUCUUACCAUCUUUGGGGUUCUCUCAUGUCAGGCUUUCACAGAUUGGUGACCCAGAUGCAAACUUCGGUCUGCUGCAUGAUCCACUCAAUCUCUUCAACAAACUUCUUAGCCUGCCAAGGACUGCACAGAUCCAUCCAGAUGAUGGAAAACCAUGCUGCCGUUUGUAUUUGCACUACAUUUCAUCUGCUUGCAAAACUACAAAGAAGAAAGAAUGCUUAUCAUGCCUUUCAAUAUCUAGCAUAACCUUCCUUACUUACUGUAACUCAAACGAAGCUAAGCAUCAAGCAUAUGAUUAUAUUUAUAUAAAACGAGAUCUCUUUCAACAAGACACUUGUAACAGAUGUUGUUGGUACACCUAUACAGCCAUAACUAGUUCACAAGAAGAGAAGGAAUAGAGAACUAGACUUCAUCUCAG
Molecule: messenger RNA, 1380 nt
Organism: Camelina sativa (false flax)
Lineage: Eukaryota; Viridiplantae; Streptophyta; Magnoliopsida; Brassicales; Brassicaceae
Source: RefSeq, a predicted model, not a curated record